Molecule: messenger RNA, 2276 nt
Organism: Daphnia pulex (common water flea)
Lineage: Eukaryota; Metazoa; Arthropoda; Branchiopoda; Diplostraca; Daphniidae
Product: mRNA-capping enzyme-like
Exons: 8
Coding region: 374-2191 (605 amino acids)
Biological process (GO): 7-methylguanosine mRNA capping; protein dephosphorylation
Molecular function (GO): ATP binding; mRNA 5'-triphosphate monophosphatase activity; mRNA guanylyltransferase activity
Source: RefSeq, a predicted model, not a curated record
AUUAGUCAAAUAAAGAAUCUCGUUUAUCUGCAGCUAGAAAGUGCGAGAAAGAAAGAUGAAGGUGAAGGAUAUAGGAUCUGUUCCUUUGAUUGUGCCGAAAAUCAACAUCAUUUGUGCAAGAAAUUUUUCAACGGUUAAAAAUUUCAAAUUCAGCCGACAGUGGUUUGAAAAAGCUAAAUUUGUUGUCCCCCUGGCGGGACGCUGUAGCAUGUUUACGACAGCAUGAGGACUGAGGAAAAAAGUAAAUAAACCGUCAGAAGAAACUAGAGCAGCAAUUUUCGUACGCUAGUGGGCAGACGUCGUCUAUCAGCUCAGGAAGUUAAAAUCUCGUAAAAUUUUAGCAACUUUGACAAUCAUUUUCUGAUAUCGAAAAAUGAGCCGGAAAAGGAAUCUUGACAACGGGCCAGGCCCAAUUCCUCAACGGUGGCUGCACUGUCCUCGAAAAGCCUUUUCUAUAGUUGGAGGAAAAUUUUUAGCAUUCAAAACUCCAUUAGAUGCAAGAUACGAAAAUCAAAUCGACGAUGAAUUUACUUUUCACCCUGAAAUGGUAUUUUCAUCAGCCAAAAAUAUGCUGAAGUUGAAAAUUGGGCUGUGGAUCGAUCUUACUAAUACCAGCCGGUACUACGACAAGAAUGUAGUAGAACAAAAUGCAUGUAAAUAUGUGAAACUCGAAUGCAAAGGACACAGUGAAACUCCCAACCCUGAAACUGUGGACCUCUUCAUCAAGCAAUGCACGGAAUUCAUUUCUCAAAAUCCUUUAGAAAUUAUUGGAGUCCACUGUACCCACGGCUACAACCGAACUGGCUUUCUCAUUGUUUCAUACUUGGUACAGGCCAUGGACUGGUCAGUAGAAGCUGCGGUCAAUGAAUUUUCUAAAGCAAGACCCCCUGGAAUCUACAAGGAGGACUAUAUACAACAACUAUUCACUCUCUAUGGUGACAUAGAUGACACCCCACCUGCUCCUGCCUUGCCAAUGUGGCAUUGUGAGGCUGAUGAUGAUACCCACAUCAAAGAAGAAACAGAAGCUGUUGAUGACAACAAAGGUGAUGACCAAGCCAGCUGUAGUACUAAUAAGAAGAAAAAACCACGCCGAGAAGUGGCACAAGACAAAGCCAAAUUCAUGGAAGGGAUACCCAACGUGAAGCCUACUGAUAGGGAUAUUACAGCCAAAGUCCAAUCAAAGAUAAAAAGUCUCACGGGCUUCACAUCAUCUGGAUUCCCCGGCUGUCAGCCUGUUUCCAUGGAUAAUAUAAACAUUGAAUUAAUGAGAAAUCAAUUUAAAAAUCCAUACAUGGUGUCAUGUAAAGCUGACGGCACCAGGUACAUGAUGUACAUUAUGGGACAAGAACAGGUCUACUUUAUAGACAGAGACAACGCAGUGUUCCAGAUCGAGGGUGUAUCGUUCUUCUCUUCGCAUGAUGACAAGCAUCAUUUGGUUGACACCUUAGUAGACGGUGAGAUGGUCAUUGAUAAGGCUGACGGGAUGCGCCAUCCACGCUAUUUGAUCUACGAUCUCGUCUCCCUAGAAGGGAAUCAAAUAUGUCAAGACAAUUUUUCGAUCCGCUACAGUGCGAUCGAAAAAGAAAUAAUUGAACCUAGAGUGGUUGCCAUGAAUUCGGGACGGAUUAUCCGAGAAGAACGUGAGCCGAUCGGCAUUGAACAGAAAGAAUUCAGGCCCGUGGCAGCUACUUCCACUCUUUUAGAAGAGAUGUUUAUGAGACAACUUCAGUAUGAAGCUGAUGGUCUCGUUUUCCAACCAAUACAAGAGCCUUAUAAAGCAGGUCAGUGCUCGUCCGUCUUGAAGUGGAAACCACCUUCUCACAAUUCUGUUGAUUUUCGACUAAAAAUUGAAAUCGAUAACCGUCCUGGGAUGCUACGAAAACGGAUUGGCAAUUUGUAUGUCGGUGGGAAGAAUGACACUCCCUUCGCGACAAUGAAAGCUACCAAGGAGAUGGUCCCCCUUGACAAUAAAAUUAUUGAAUGUCGAUAUGAAAAAAUGAACAACGGCGGCGAAGGCAAAUGGGUCUUUAUGAGGGUAAGAACCGACAAAAGCUUCCCCAACAGUUACCAUACUGCUACAGCUGUCUUACGAAGUAUCAGUGAACCGGUGACCAAGGAGAUGCUAGAGAACUUUAUUAAAUCGGCGGUCUCCACCUCAGCGAAGACCGCAUUAGCAGCUAAUUGCAACUAAUUCGUCGUGUUCACUUGUAUUUCUCGUGGUCCUGACUUUUAAAUUAAUUUGCCAAAGAAGAAUAAAUGUUAAAUUUAACCGUGAA